AUGUGGGGACCCGGGGUCACGGCCGAGGGCCUGUCGGUGGCGCCGGCGCCGCCACCGCUGCUGCCGCUGCUGCUACUGCUGGCGCUGGCGCUGGUGGCGCCCUCGCGGGGCGGCGGGGGCUGCGCGGAGCUGGCGUGCGGUGAGCGGGAGCGCUGCUGCGACGCGGCCAACGCCACCGCGGUGCGCUGCUGCAAGCUGCCGCUGCACGCCUUCCUCGACAACGUGGGCUGGUUCGUCCGCAAGCUCUCCGGGCUGCUCAUCCUGCUGGUGCUCUUCGCCAUCGGCUACUUCUUGCAGCGCAUCAUCUGCCCCAGCCCACGCAGGUACCCGCGCGGGCAGGCGCGGCCGGGGCCACCGGGGGGCGCCGGGCAGCCGGGGGCCGCGGGGCCGCCCGACGACGACGACGACGACGACUCGCCCGCGCUGCUGCGGGACGAGGCGGCCGCCGGCUCUCAGGACUCGCUGCUGGACAGUGGAGGCGGUGGCCGGGGCCGGGCAGGCGGCGGGCGCUCGGCCCCUUCCUGCGCCUCGGAGCACGAGCUGCGGGUAGUCUCGCCGGUCUUCCUGCAGCUGCCCAGCUACGAGGAGGUCAAGUACCUGCCAACCUACGAGGAGUCCAUGCGGCUGCAGCAGCUCAGUCCCGGGGAGGUCGUGUUGCCCGUCUCGGUGCUCGGCCGCCCGCGAGGUGGAGGCGCCGGGGCGUCCGACGGCGGCGGCGAGGGCCGCUUCCCGCUCAUCUGA
This is a messenger RNA of Mesoplodon densirostris (Blainville's beaked whale), 741 nucleotides long. It is a transcript of the gene C5H3orf80, whose product is annotated as chromosome 5 C3orf80 homolog. NCBI's taxonomy places the organism in Eukaryota, Metazoa, Chordata, Mammalia, Artiodactyla, Ziphiidae. The record is from RefSeq and is a predicted model, not a curated record. Bases 1 to 741 code for a protein of 246 amino acids. The transcript has a single exon.